GGAUCCAUAAGUAGAAAUUUAACAGUAGAAAAAAAGAAACCUAAUACUGAAAACCUUAUUGAUUUAUGUAGCGAGAUACCAAUUAAUAAUACUAUAGCACUUAAUAAAAUUAAGAAAUCACCUGAUAUAAUGCCUUCACAUUCUCAAAUUAAAUCUUACAAUAUCCACCUUUCUACUGAAACACAAAAAAUAAGAGAAAACUAUUCUCUAAUAGAUUCUAGGGAAGUGAUAUUGCAAUCAAAUAUUGGUGGAGACAAUAUGAUUAAUAAAACUGAUAUGAGCAUAAAAACUCGAUCUAUCAAUCAUAUUACACAUUCUGUAGAAAUUCCUAUUGUUACUUCUGAUAUACAGAUAAAGAGAAAAAAACUAAGAUCUAAGACUAAUUGA
Dentiscutata heterogama is the source of this 387-nucleotide messenger RNA. The record is from the annotation of a GenBank genome assembly. NCBI's taxonomy places the organism in Eukaryota, Fungi, Glomeromycota, Glomeromycetes, Diversisporales, Gigasporaceae.